Molecule: messenger RNA, 1878 nt
Organism: Rosa chinensis
Lineage: Eukaryota; Viridiplantae; Streptophyta; Magnoliopsida; Rosales; Rosaceae
Product: probable acyl-activating enzyme 5, peroxisomal
Source: RefSeq, a predicted model, not a curated record
UUAAUCCCAUAUCCCCCAAUAACUCGCUCUUCUCACUAUCAGCUAGCUAAGAUAUACUGAAAUGGAGGAGCUGAAGCCAACCCCCGCCAACUCAUCCCCGCUCAGCCCACUCGGCUUCCUAGACCGAGCCGCCACCGUCUACGGCGACUGCCCUUCUGUCAUCUACGAACACACCACCUACACGUGGAGCCAGACCCACCGUCGAUGCCUCCGCGUCGCUUCCUCCAUCUCCUCCCUCGGCGUCCGACGCGGCCACGUCGUCUCCGUCCUCUCCCCCAACAUCCCCGCCAUGUACGAGCUCCACUUCGCCGUCCCCAUGUCCGGCGCCGUCCUCAACACCAUCAACACCCGCCUCGACACCCGCACCGUCUCCCUCCUCCUCCGCCACAGCCAAUCCAAGCUCCUCUUCGUCGACCACACCCUCAGCUCCCUCGUCCUCGACGCCCUCCAUCUCUUCCCUCCCAACACCCCCACCCCCCUCCUCGUCCUCAUCGCCGACGAUGAUGCACCUGCACCUGCACCCCAUCCCAACUCCGACUCAUCCCCGUUCUGCGCCACGUACGAGGAAAUGGUGGAGAGCGGCGAUCCGGACUUCCAGUGGACCCUACCGGAAGACGAGUGGGACCCGAUGACACUGAAUUACACUUCCGGCACGACUUCCUCGCCCAAGGGAGUGGUCCACUGCCACAGAGGGCUCUUCAUCAUCACCGUCAACUCUCUCCUCGACUGGGCCGUACCCAGACAGCCCGUCUAUCUCUGGACGCUUCCGAUGUUCCACGCCAACGGCUGGAGCUACCCGUACGGGAUCGCCGCCGUGGGAGGGACCAACGUCUGCGUCCGCAAAUUCGACGCGCCUGUCAUCUACGACUUGAUCAGACGACACGGCGUCACUCACAUGUGCGGUGCGCCGGUGGUCCUCAACAUGCUGACCAAUGUACCGAACAGCGAGCCUUUGAGGAACCCGGUCCAGAUCAUGACCGCCGGAGCUCCGCCGCCCGCCGCGGUUCUGUCUCGGACCGAGUCGCUGGGAUUCGUGGUGAGCCACGGGUACGGGUUGACCGAGACGGCGGGGCUAGUGGUGUCGUGCGCGUGGAAGCCCGGGUGGAAUAAGUUGCCCGCGACGGAGAGGGCGAGGCUGAAGUCGAGGCAGGGGGUGAGGACGGUGGCCAUGACCCGGGUGGACGUGGUGGAUCCGGAUACGGGGUUGCCGGUUAAACGCGACGGUUCGUCGCUUGGGGAGGUGGUUUUCAGAGGCGGGUGUGUGAUGUUGGGUUAUCUGAAAGACCCAAAAGGCACGGCCAGUUGCAUGAAAGACGGUUGGUUUUACACCGGCGACGUGGCGGUGAUGCACCCGGACGGGUAUCUGGAGAUCAAGGACAGAUCCAAGGACGUGAUCAUAAGCGGGGGAGAGAACUUGAGCAGCGUGGAGGUGGAGUCGGUACUCUACACCAACUCCGCGGUGAACGAGGCGGCCGUGGUGGCGAGGCCUGACGAGUUCUGGGAGACACCGUGCGCGUUUGUGAGCCUGAAAGAUGACGUGGGGCGGAGGCCGACGGAGAAGGAGAUGAUAGAGUAUUGCAGAGGAAAGCUGCCGAAUUUCAUGGUGCCGAAGACGGUGGUGUUUAUUGAGGAGCUGCCGAAGACGUCGACGGGGAAAAUUCAGAAGUUCGUGCUGAGAGAGAUGGCCAAGGCCUUGGGGUCCACAAGGCUGAGUCGGAUGUAAAUUUCAUUUCACUGAGACACAUGCGAACACGAAUGUAUUGUCUUUUUUCGAUUAGUACGAAUGUGUAUUGUCCAUAUUUGGAUUAUCAAAGUUGACGAAAGAGAUCUGGGAAUGCAUCUCCUUAUCUUGGAUUAUCAAAUAUUCUCCGGUUGUUA